This is a messenger RNA of Acaulospora morrowiae, 1113 nucleotides long. The record is from the annotation of a GenBank genome assembly. Lineage: Eukaryota; Fungi; Glomeromycota; Glomeromycetes; Diversisporales; Acaulosporaceae.
AUGCCUUUGUUUGACGAUGAAAAUAAACCCUGGAAACAGUCGGAGAUUGAUAAAUUGAUUAAAGCUGUUGGAGUAUUUGGGGAAGAUUGGAGGUUUAUUUCUGAAACCACCUUUUCGAAUCAAAGGUCUGGAUUAACUAUAGCUGAGAAAUGGGCGCGUAUCAGGUCGAAAUUGGGUGUCAUGGAGCCACAGGAGACUAUUAGCACGAAAAGAAAGAAUGAUGGAGAUAAUGGUUGCCCUGAGAUCAAGAAGAUUCGAGCCAAAAUGUCAACGAUUAUAUCACUAAAGAUUCCAGAACAAGCAGACACGUCUUCAACCAUCUCAACACCCGAAUUUUCAAAUUCUAGUGUUUCUACACCAAGUGACUAUGAAACUGAUUACCAAAAUCACAAGACGCCAGCCCAUCAACAAAAAAUAUCAACGCGAACUAAAAUGUUUUGGACUGCCAAAGAAGAAGAUCUGCUCAUUAGUUCCGUUGAAGAAUAUGGUACACAAUGGGAUUCUAUUUCCAAGAGAAUUUUUAAGUCCAGAAGGAAUCCGAAUGCUUUGGCGCUUAGGUACCGGCAACUUCAAAAGAAAAAAAGAUGUCGUCCAGUAUUUGCUUGUGAAAGCUCGAGAAAUGCAAAUGGGGUUUUUGAUAAAGUAGAAACUACGACCGAAACCAAUCGAUUAUCAGUUGAAAAGGAACAAGAAACACUUUUGUCAGCCAUAUCCAAGACUAACUCAUGGAGUGAUUCAGAAAACGAGAUUAUUAGGAUGGCAGUAAUUUUGCAUGGGGAGAAAGAUUGGGACAAAGUAGUCCAGCUUCUACCGCAUAGAAAUCAAAUGGAGCUGGCGUUACAUUGGUGUAAAAUAAAGCAUAAAUAUUUAAAUGUGCCUUCGACACUACAGGUGAAGCCUACAAAUACUCCAUGGACUGAGGAAGAGGAAUGUAUUCUGUCAUUUGGAAUUGCCUUUGAGGGCUUCGUGAAAUGGAAUAAAGUUGCUAUAGAACUUCCCAAUCAUAAUCUCGCCGAUAUGAUUCUUCGGUGGGACGUAUUGACAUCCAGGAAAGAAAAGCGAAAUUAUGAUAACCACGAACAUAAAAGCCGCAAUGGUAAAUCAAAUAUUUGA